UGCUCCGGCGAAACUAGAACAAAAGCCGGAAGAAAGAUAUACUCAGUUCGUUAAUUGAAAGGAGAUUACUGGAGUUGCUAUGAAAAUCCGGUCGGUGAAGCUCCGAGAAGCCCACAAGGCAGCCAGCAAUGGCAAGGCUUCGUUUUGCUCCGUCCUGUGGGAUCAACAAGCGUACCAUAUUGUCACUGCUUCGUCUUCCGAAUCCGCCAUAUCCAUCCAUGAUUCUCUUCUUCCUUCUAAUAACCCGAAGAUCAUUCAUCAUCAUCGCGAAGGGGUCACGGCUCUGGCUCUUAGCCCCAAUUCCACCUGCCUCGCUUCUGGAUCCAUGGAUCGAUCCGUCAAGCUUUACAAGUUUCCCGGUGGAGAAUUUGAGACCAAUAUCACAAGAUUUACGCUGCCAAUACGUACCCUUGCGUUUAAUAAGUCCGGAAGCCUCUUGGCAGCAGCUGGCGAUGACGAUGGUAUUAAGCUAAUUAACACGAUUGAUGGUUCAAUUGCUAGGGUUCUGAAAGGACAUAAAGCAGCCGUUACUGGGUUGGCGUUUGACCCCAAUAGUGAGUACAUGGCAUCGGUGGAUUCAUUUGGGACUGUAAUUUUCUGGGAACUCCAAUCUGGAAGUAUAAUACAUAACCUUAAAGGCAUAGCUCCUAGCACAGGUUCGGACCCUUCCGUUCUGAAUGUUUUAUGCUGGAGCCCUGACGGCGAGAUGUUAGCAGUCCCAGGAUUAAGAAAUGAUGUUGUGAUGUAUGAUAGAGAUACUGCUGAAAAGCUAUUUUCAUUGAGGGGAGAUCACACCCAGCCUAUUUGUUUCCUGUCAUGGUCACCUAACGGAAAAUACAUGGCUACUUCUUCCUUGGACAGGCAAAUUCUGAUAUGGGAUGUUGAUCAAAAGCUGGAUAUUGAUAGACAGAAAUUUGACGAGAGAAUAUGUUGCAUGGCAUGGAAGCCAAUUGGCAAUGCAUUGGCUGUUAUUGAUGUCAUGGGUAAGUAUGGGGUGUGGGAAUCAGUUGUUCCAUCUUCUAUGAAAUCUCCAACUGAAGAUAUCCCAAAAUUGCAAUCAAGGAAUAGCAACGGCUUGCUCUUGUUUGAUGAAGAGGAUGAGGAGCCUAGUGAACAUGGCAAUUUGAGUGAUCUUGGAGAAGAUAGCCAUUAUGAAUCUGAAUUUCCAACUCGAAAAAGGUUGCGUAAGCAUUCAACAAAUGAAGAAAUCCUGGAUGAGGCUGAUAGCGAAGAUUUUAGCCUUCUCCCGAAGUCGGAAUCCUAUAAAAUGUCACGUCGUGUUAAAAAAGAUAAGACAGAUAAUAUUGAUGAGGGAGAUAUAAACAUUGCAACAUAUAGUAAAUUGAAACUACGGGAGGCAUUUCAACCAGGAGCUACUCCCUUGCAGCCAGGAAAGAAACGCUUUUUGUGUUACAAUAUGCUUGGAAGUAUAACAACUUUUGAACAUGAUGGGUACUCCCACAUAGAGAUAGAUUUCCAUGACACUGGCAGUGGCCCGCGAGUUCCUUCAAUGAAUGAUCAUUUUGGUUUUACAAUGGCUGCACUGAAUGAAAAUGGUAGCGUCUUUGCAAACCCUUGUAAGGGUGAGAAGAAUAUGAGCACUCUAAUGUAUCGCCCAUUUGGUAGCUGGGCAAAUAACAGCGAGUGGUCGAUGAGAUUUGAUGGAGAAGAAGUUAAGGUCGUGGCAGUUGGUACCAGAUGGGUGGCUGCAUUUACAAGUCUUAAUUAUCUUCGCAUCUUCACAGAUGGUGGUUUACAGAAACAUAUUCUUUCUCUGGAUGGGCCAGUGGUGACUGCAUCUGGCUUCAAGGAUGAACUUGCAUUUGUGACUCAUUCUUCUACCUGUCUUCCCUCAAACGACCAGAUGCUAGAGUUCAGAAUAUUAAACAUCUCUAAUGGAACACAGCUCUUAAGAGGACAUUUGCCAUUAACUCCAGGAUCACAUCUCGCAUGGUUUGGAUUUAGUGAAGAAGGAAAAUUGAGUUCCUACGAUUCCAAGGGUGUACUCAGAGUGUUUACAAGUCAAUAUGGUGGCAGUUGGGUACCAUUAUUCAGUGCCCGUAAAGAGAGGAAGUCGGAUGAAAAUUAUUGGGUGGUUGGGUUGAACACAAGCAAGUUGUUCUGUGUGAUAUGCAAAAAUUCUGAGUCAUACCCACAGGUGACACCUAAACCAAUUCUUACUCUACUAAAUCUUUCAUUUCCUCUUGCACUCUCUGACCUGGGUGCAGAAGCACUUGAGAAUGAGUUUAUGAUGAAUAAUAUGCACCUCACACAGAUCCAUGGGAGAAUGGAGGAAAUGGCAUUACUUGGGUUGUACGACACAGAACUAGAUGAUGAGGCAUUCUGUAUUGAAGCUGCUCAAGACAGAUGCAUCUUAAGGCUCAUUGCUUCCUGCUGCAACGGUGAUAAGCUUGUCAGAGCUUCCGAACUAGUAAAACUUUUGUCGCUGGAGAAAUCAGUGAAGGGUGCAAUUAAGCUGGUUACUGCUUUGAAGCUUCCUAACUUGGCGGAACGUUUCAAUGCCAUAUUAGAGGAAAGGUUGCUUAAUGAAGCCAAAGGGACCAUGGAAACCACCACCCUUUCAAGAUCUAAGUGCAGUGGAUCUGUGUUACCUAACGCUGCAACCAGCAGUAGUACACUAAAUUGUGCAGUAAAAGGCAGAAGUUCAGAAGUGAGUCGUCCAUCCUCACCUAAAGGCCCAAUACUCUCUGCACCUCUGUUUACAAAGAAACUGAAGUCCGACGGAGCAAAAUUCAAUGAUGGAAGAACAGAGGAUAAACAAAGUUCAGGGGUGGUGAAGAAGGGAACAGAAAACAGUGGUGGUGACACGGCAGAUGUGAAGAAAGCAGUGUCAUUGAGUAAGAUAGAGUCCACUACCCUUGAAACUAACCAACAUUUGAAUUCAUGUAACAGUGAGAAGGUGAAGGCAGGAGAUGUAAAUCAACAAGCUCAAUGUACUCGCCCCUCGAAUCCGUUCUUGAAGUCAUCAAUCAAGUAAAAGCAGUUUUUUUUUAUACUUGCAUUUGUUGUUGUUGUUGUUUAGAACGUGUAAAUUAUGAGGUAGGAAUGAGAAUGUACAGUUCUAUUAUAGGUAGGUAGCUGAAGUGGCUAAACCUUUCGUCAAUUGUGAUGUUAUGAGGUCUGUAAGCAUAUCUCCAUCUUCAUCCUCUCCAUAUAAAUGAGGGAGGCUUCAAAUUUUCACAUUACUCCA
Molecule: messenger RNA, 3211 nt
Organism: Cucurbita moschata (crookneck pumpkin)
Lineage: Eukaryota; Viridiplantae; Streptophyta; Magnoliopsida; Cucurbitales; Cucurbitaceae
Product: WD repeat and HMG-box DNA-binding protein 1
Exons: 12
Coding region: 80-2998 (972 amino acids)
Biological process (GO): DNA repair; DNA-templated DNA replication; mitotic cell cycle
Cellular component (GO): nuclear replication fork
Molecular function (GO): chromatin binding; protein binding
Source: RefSeq, a predicted model, not a curated record